UAUAGAGGUAGCAUAAGAUGCAUAUAGCACACUCUGUUUGGCCAGCGAGAAUCUCAAAUGUCAGAUUUUGGCCACGGCGAACGUGGUGGUUGGAUCACCUUCCCCUACAUCACAGCGGGAGUGGUGGGAGUGACGGUGGCCGGGGGAGGAUGUCUGGCGAAUAUAAUAGUGUAUAUGAUAGAGGAGUUUCAGGUGAAGAGCAUCGACGCCGCCCAGAUUCUUAACGUUUUUGGUGGCAGCGCAUGCCUUGUCCCCGUCGCCGGCGCCGUCAUCGCCGAUUCCUUCUGGGGCUGUUUCUCUGUCAUCUGGGUUUCCUCCUCCAUCUCCCUGCUGGGUGCAGUCUUACUAACCCUAACUGCAACAAUCGAUUCCUUGAGGCCCCAACCAUUAACAUUAAUUAACGGAGCAUCAUCACCACCGAGCUCCGCCGCCGUUGGGAAUCCGGCGUCGAAGUUCCAACUUGCGAUACUAUACGCCGGCAUUAACCUGACCUCCAUAGGAGUGGGUGGGAUGCGGUUCACCAUAGCCACCAUGGGCGCCAACCAGUUCCAAAAGCCCAAAGACAGGGGCGUCUUCUUCAACUGGUACCUUGUCGUCCUCUACACCUCCGUCGUCUUCAGCAGCACCGUCGUCGUUUACAUCGAGGACAACCUCGGCUGGGCCUGGGGCUUCUCUCUCUGCAUCGCCGCCAACGCCCUCGGACUCGCCGUCUUCGUCAUCGGCAACCGCCGCUACCGCCACGUCAAGCCGCAGGGCAGCCCCUUCACCGGCCUCGCCCGCGUCCUCGUCGCCGCCUACCGCAAGCGGAAGCUCCCCGUCUCUUCUGAGGUCGAUGACUACUACCACGGCGCCGACGUGGUGGCGGCGACGCCUUCUAAGAGCUUCAAGUAUCUGAACCGCGCCGCCCUGAAAGACGACGGAGACAUUGAACCGGACGGCUCGAUUGCAAAACCGUGGAGGCUCUGUUCGGUCCAGCAAGUGGAGGACCUUAAGACCCUAAUCAGGAUCUUCCCGCUCUGGUCCACCGGCAUUUUCUUAAGCACGCCGCUCCGGUUCCUCAGCAGCUUAAUAAUCCUCCAAGCCCUAACGAUGGACCGCCGGGUGGGGCCCCACUUUAAAAUCCCGGCCGGGUCGAUGCUCGUCUUCGUGCUCGCCUCGACCGCUAUCUCGCUCACCGUCAUCGACCGGUUCGUCCUGCCGGUGUGGCAGAGGCUCGCCGGCCGGCCGCCCAAAGUCCUCCAGCGGAUCGGAGUCGGGCACGUGCUGAACGUGGUGGGCAUGGCUGUGGCGGCGAUGGUGGAGUCGGACCGCCUCCGGGUGGCUCGGCGGCGUCACCUACAGGAGCUGCCGGAGGGCACGGUGCCCAUGGUGGUGCUGUGGUUGGUGCUGCAGAUGGCGGCGGUGGGCAUCGGAGAAGCGUUCCACUACCCGGGGCAGGUGGCAUUCUACUACCAGGAGUUUCCGGCGGCGCUACGGAGCACGGCGACGGCGAUGGUCGCAAUGCACAUGGGGAUCGCGUAUUAUUUGAGCACCGCCGUGAUCGAUUUGAUCCGGCGGAUCACGCGGUGGUUGCCGAACGAUGACAUAAAUAAGGGGAGAUUGGAUAACGUGUACUGGAUGUUGACGGUGGCGGGGGUUUUGAACUUCGGGUAUUUUCUGGCGUGCGCGAGGCUGUACAAUUACCGGAAUGUCGAGACCGGCGAUGCCACUUCCGGCCAUAUUCAUAAUAAUAAUAAUAACCAUACAAACGGGAUAGGCCAUGAUCAUCAAGAGCAAGAAAAGCAAGAGUUAGAAUGCAAUUAACUAGCAUUUUGCAGGGACGUCCUCAUAUUUUUUUUUUUUCCUUUGAACCAGAAAUAUUGUUUUUGUAAACCCAUUUUCAGAAAUCUCAUUUACUCUAUAUCA
This is a messenger RNA of Malania oleifera, 1905 nucleotides long. Its product is annotated as protein NRT1/ PTR FAMILY 2.7. The record is from RefSeq and is a predicted model, not a curated record. Gene Ontology annotation, molecular function: transmembrane transporter activity. Gene Ontology annotation, biological process: transmembrane transport; oligopeptide transport. Bases 58 to 1803 code for a protein of 581 amino acids. The transcript has 4 exons. NCBI's taxonomy places the organism in Eukaryota, Viridiplantae, Streptophyta, Magnoliopsida, Santalales, Ximeniaceae. Gene Ontology annotation, cellular component: plasma membrane.